Messenger RNA from Solea senegalensis (Senegalese sole), 2000 nucleotides. It is a transcript of the gene pgap3, whose product is annotated as post-GPI attachment to proteins phospholipase 3. NCBI's taxonomy places the organism in Eukaryota, Metazoa, Chordata, Actinopteri, Pleuronectiformes, Soleidae. The coding region runs from base 243 to 1235 and encodes 330 amino acids. Gene Ontology annotation, biological process: GPI anchor biosynthetic process. Gene Ontology annotation, molecular function: hydrolase activity, acting on ester bonds. The record is from RefSeq and is a predicted model, not a curated record. Gene Ontology annotation, cellular component: endoplasmic reticulum membrane. The transcript is spliced from 8 exons.
GUGUGUGAACCUGGAGCUUGACGCCGCCCGGGGGCAGAGAAGCAAUACACCGUCACUGUAAAGCACUACAGGGCCGCUUUGUUGUCACAAACAUGGCUUUGUGGUGAUGAGUGACGUCGGCUGUGGAAGCUGUGGUCCCGCCGUGCCUUUGUAGUCGUGACGGGCAGAGAGCCAGCGGCAGCAGCAGCAGUAGUAGCAGCGGCGGCGGCGGCGGCAGCAGCAGCAGCAACAACAGCAGCAGCAUGGCGUCACUUUCCCCCCGCCGCACAUCUGUCAGUGCUCCGGCCGCCGCCUUCGUCCUGCUCUGGCUGUCACUGACCACAGUACAGGGCUCUCAGGGCGACAAGGAGCCGGUCUACCGGGACUGCGUGAAGCUAUGUGUCCGGACUAACUGCACCGGAGCUCGGCUACGAGGCUUCGAGUCUGCCCAGCCGCAUUACAUGGCGCUGACAGGGUGGACGUGUCGCGAUGACUGUCGCUAUCAGUGCAUGUGGACCACUGUGGGUCUCUACCAGGCCGAGGGCUACAGAGUCCCACAGUUCCACGGCAAGUGGCCGUUCGCACGCUUCCUGUGUUUUGAGGAGCCUGCGUCUGCUCUGGCCUCUCUGCUCAACGGCCUCGCUUGUCUCCUCAUGCUGCUGCGCUAUCGGAGCACAGUGCCACGCCAGAGCCCCAUGUAUCACACCAUCAACGCCUUCUCUCUGGUUUCUCUCAAUGCCUGGUUCUGGUCCACGGUGUUUCACACCAGGGACACCUAUCUCACUGAGAAAAUGGACUAUUUCUGUGCCACAGCAGUCAUUCUCUACUCCAUCUACCUUUGUUGUGUCAGAACUCUGGGUCUGAGGCGACCUGGUGUGUCCAGCAUGGUGGGAGUGCUGCUCAUCUUGACCUUUACGUCACAUGUGUCCUACUUGACCUUCGUCAGCUUUGACUAUGGCUACAACAUGGCUGCUAACGUCAGCAUCGGCAUGGUGAACCUGCUGUGGUGGCUGUGUUGGUGCUGGCAGAACCGGCGGACCCUGCCGUACUGGUGGAAGUGUGUUCUGGUGGUGCUGCUGCUCCACGGUCUGGCCCUGCUGGAGCUGCUGGAUUUCCCCCCGCUGCUCUGGGUCUUUGACGCUCAUGCCGUGUGGCACCUCAGCACUGUUCCUGUGCACGUUCUUUUCUACAGUUUCCUGAUCGACGACAGCCUCUACUUACUCAACACAGAGAAGAUGGGUGUCAAAGUGGAGUAGGCGGAGCUUAUCACCUCAUCGCCACGCCUACACCAUCACAGCGCUGUGAUCGGGGCGACAGGACACCAGAACACAGAAGUAGCUCAGCCUCCCAGAUGACAUGCAUGAUGGCAUCAGAUCAGCCUUCGUCUACACGUCUCCUCUUUUUAAAUCUUUAUUUAUUUCCUUUGACUUUUGAUUAUUAUUAUUAUACUUGAGAAUUUAUCACCAUUGAUGCUUGAUCGACUUGACUUUGCCUUGUUGCUGUGUGUGUGUGUGUGUGUGUGUGUGUGAGAGCAGCAUCAUAGAACUGUGACAUACUUGAGCGCUGCAUGAAUGACAAUAGAUGGCACCACGUCACUUUAUCCGGGCCAUGGUGAACCUUCUGUGUAGGUGUGUGUGUGUGUGUGUGUGGCGUGUGUCGCGUGUGUGUGUGUGUGUAUGUGUGCGUGCGUGUGCCUGCAGAUUCAUCCAGAGAGCGGGAGAAGCAGGGUUUCUGUGUGGAGGUCAUUCCAGCUGACGGUGUUUUCAUGUCCUCACCAUCACACGUUUAUUUUUGUGCCUGUGUUGUUUUUUAUUCGUCUUCUUCUGUUUGACCGAUGUGUGCUUUAUUCUAUCCACACUUUAAGCUCUGAUGUUUCUGAUGAUGACGACGUUGUUGUUUUUAUUCACAUGGAUUGCCUUUCAGUGUGAGCUCGGCAGUAGAAGCAGGUUGUUUUUUCACAUACAGAACAUGAAGAGUUUCUAAUGAAUUCUGGAUCCAGAGAAACUGUGUGUGCGUGUGUG